AUGCUCUCAGGGAUUCUCAUAUUCAACCAAAAGGGUGAGAACCUCAUCUUUCGCGCUUUCCGCAGCGACUGUCGCCCGCGCCUGGCCGACAUCUUCCGCAUCCAGGUCAUCUCCAACCCGCAGGUCCGCUCCCCGAUCCUGACCCUGGGCUCGACGACAUUCAGCCAUGUCAAGCACGAGAAUAUCUACUUGGUAGCGGUUACCAAGAGUAAUGCCAAUGCUGCGCUGGUGUUCGAAUUCCUCUACCGGCUGAUCAUGCUGGGCAAGAGCUAUUUCGGGAAAUUGGACGAGGAGGCCGUCAAGAACAAUUUUGUCCUAAUUUACGAGCUGCUCGAUGAAAUCCUCGACUUUGGCUAUCCCCAAAACACCGACCCUGACACUUUGAAAAUGUACAUCACAACCGAAGGCGUGAAAUCCGCCAUCGCCAACAACCCCACCGACUCCUCCAGAAUCACGCAACAAGCAACAGGAGCCCUAUCCUGGCGCCGCUCCGACAUAAAAUACCGCAAGAACGAAGCCUUUGUCGACGUAAUCGAAGACGUAAACCUCCUGAUGUCCGCAACAGGCACAGUCCUCCGCGCCGACGUCAACGGCCAAAUCGUCAUGCGCGCCUACCUAUCCGGAACCCCAGAAUGCAAAUUUGGCCUGAACGACCGUCUCCUGCUAGACCCGGGCGAAUCCUCCGGCCCCAGCAGCGGCCGCGGUGGCGGCAACGGACUCGGCACAUCAAAGGCAACACGCGCAGCAGCAGGCUCGGUCACGCUGGAAGACUGCCAGUUUCACCAGUGCGUGAAGCUAGGCCGAUUCGACGCAGACCGGAUCAUCUCUUUCGUGCCGCCGGACGGCGAGUUCGAGCUGAUGCGGUACCGCGCGACGGAGAACGUCAAUCUGCCAUUCAAGGUGCACCCAAUUGUGCGGGAGAUUGGUACGACGAAGGUUGAGUAUAGUGUGGCUAUCAAGGCGAAUUACAGCUCGAAGCUGUUUGCGACGAAUGUUGUUAUCCGUAUUCCUACGCCGCUCAAUACCGCUAAGACUACUGAGCGGACGAGCCAGGGCCGUGCAAAGUACGAGCCUGAGCAGAACAACAUUGUUUGGAAGAUUGCGCGCUUCUCUGGGCAGAGUGAGUUUGUGCUUAAUGCUGAGGCUACUCUUACGUCUAUGACGCAUCAGAAGGCUUGGAGUCGGCCGCCGCUUAGUCUUUCUUUCUCGUUGCUCAUGUUUACUUCUUCUGGUUUGCUUGUGCGGUAUCUUAAAGUCUUUGAGAAGAAUAACUAUUCUUCUGUUAAGUGGGUGCGGUAUAUGACUCGCGCGGGGAGUUAUGAGAUUCGUUUCUGA
Messenger RNA from Penicillium antarcticum, 1335 nucleotides. Its product is annotated as AP-2 complex subunit mu. Gene Ontology annotation, biological process: intracellular protein transport; clathrin-dependent endocytosis. Bases 1 to 1335 code for a protein of 444 amino acids. The transcript has 3 exons. Gene Ontology annotation, cellular component: AP-2 adaptor complex; cytoplasmic vesicle. NCBI's taxonomy places the organism in Eukaryota, Fungi, Ascomycota, Eurotiomycetes, Eurotiales, Aspergillaceae. The record is from RefSeq and is a predicted model, not a curated record. Gene Ontology annotation, molecular function: clathrin-cargo adaptor activity.